AUGCGCGAAGAAUUGAAGAAGUUGAACACCAGCCUACCGAUCAAGAGGACUCUUGUACCCGACCCACAGCAAGCAAACCCUUGGUCGGCGCAACCAGCCCCUGCGAUCAGCCAGUCACCAAACGUCACAAGUGCUCACCCUAACCCCAACAACCUCCCUGCCAAAACGAAAGAAAGCAGGUCGAAGGGUCCCGGUUACCAAGGCAAGAACUUCCUCCCCAAUUACGCCGAACUGAAGGCGACCAACCAACUGCCAAAGCAAUCCGGUAGCGGAAACAACGGACCGUAG
Molecule: messenger RNA, 288 nt
Organism: Puccinia triticina
Lineage: Eukaryota; Fungi; Basidiomycota; Pucciniomycetes; Pucciniales; Pucciniaceae
Exons: 2
Coding region: 1-288 (95 amino acids)
Source: RefSeq, a predicted model, not a curated record